AUGGGCGCAGAGGCCGUGCUGGAACUGCUGCGGGCCAUCGACCUGGACGUGAUGCGGGACACGCUGCAAGAGGAGAUUCGCACGACUUCGGGUCAGCGACACAAGAGGGCUGUCAAACGACUGCGCGUUGUUGAGGCCUUCCGCAAGAGCGAGAACAAGCCGGACUGGAUGAUAUUCACGGUGCUGCCGGUGCUGCCGCCUGAGCUUCGCCCGAUGGUGCAGCUUGACGGCGGGCGGUUCGCGACGAGCGACCUGAACGACCUUUAUCGCAGGGUCAUAAACCGCAACAACAGAUUGAAGCGGCUCAUUGACCUGAUGGCACCAGAGAUUAUCGUGCGCAAUGAGAAGCGCAUGCUUCAAGAGGCGGUUGACGCGCUGGUGGACAACGGCAGGCGAGGCAGGGCUGUGGCGGGAAGCCACAACCACAAGCUGAAGUCACUUUCGGACCUGCUGCGAGGCAAGCAGGGACGCUUCCGACAGAAUCUGCUGGGCAAGCGCGUGGACUACAGCGGCCGCUCGGUGAUUAUCGUGGGGCCGGAGCUGAAGUUGAACGAGUGCGGACUGCCGCGCAAGAUGGCGCUUGAGCUGUUCAAGCCGUUCGUGAUGAACAAGCUGGUGAUCAAUGGGUACGCGCAUAACAUCAAGAGCGCGAAGCGGCUUGCGGAAAGCGAGCGUCCAGAGGUCUGGGACAUACUGGAGCGGGUGGUGCAGGACAGGCCCGUGCUGCUGAAUCGCGCCCCUACCCUGCACAGGCUAGGCAUCCAGGCGUUCCAGCCGGUGCUCAUCGAGGGCAGCGCGAUACGGCUGCAUCCGCUGGUUACGACAGCGUUCAACGCAGACUUCGACGGUGACCAGAUGGCGGUGCACUGUGCCGCUGUCUAA
Geodia barretti is the source of this 882-nucleotide messenger RNA. NCBI's taxonomy places the organism in Eukaryota, Metazoa, Porifera, Demospongiae, Tetractinellida, Geodiidae. The record is from the annotation of a GenBank genome assembly.